AUGAAGAAGAUUUUUCUUGAUAAACCUUCCGAUAAUUUAUUUAGAAUUUUAAAAAAAUACGAAAGUUCUACUAAACUAAAAAUUAAAGAAUAUGUAGAAUGUUUAAAAAAUUUAUCUAACCAUAAAAAGUUAUUAAGGAUAGAUAUGAAUGGAAGAGAGAAAAAAAUCAGCAAGUACUUUUUUGAUAAGAAUAAAUAUAUAUAUGUGAAAAAUAAAGACGAUAUAAAAUCGUUUGAAAACAAAGAGAAAAGAGAAAAUACAAACAUAUUUGUUAUAAAAAAAAGUUUAAAAAAAGAAAGAAAAUUACAUAAAUCGUUAAAAGUAUUUAAAGAUACAUAUGAUUUAUCACAAGAAGAAAUUAUAUAUAUGAAAUUCAUAUACAAAAUAAAAAUAAAGAAUAUAUUUUCACUAAUAAAUAAUUUGAGAAAAAAUAUUUACAUAGAUAAGCAAAAAGAAAAAAUAUUGUUAAAUUGCAUAUACAAAUAUUUAAGUUAUAAUUGUUAUGUUUUAUCAAAAAAUGAGUUUUUUUUUUUUAUUUAUAUUUUCCCUCAACAAAUAAAAUAUUCAAAUAAGGUUAUGUAUUAUAUAACUAGUCUAUUGGAUAAUGAUAAUAUAAAUAUAAAUGAAUUUAUUACUCUAAUCACUGAAAUUAAUUUAUUGUACAUUAAUUAUCAUAUUAGAGAUAAAUAUAUUGAUUAUUUAAACCGAAAUAUAAAUAAUAUAAAUAUACUUCAUAUAUUUGAUAUAUUAACUAAAGGGUCCUAUGUAUUUACUAUUUUAUUAAAUUAUUCUUAUGAAAAAAAAUAUUUUAUCUUUAUAGAAAAUUUACUGAAUGUAAUAAAAGAAAAAAAAAUUGUCUUUAAUGAAGAAAUAAAAUAUAAAUACUUAAAUUUUAUUUCAGAUUACGUAAAUAAUAAUAUUUAUUCGAAUACUUUUUUUAGUGAUGUAUAUACUUCAUUAUAUAAAAAAAUAUUUUUAGAAAAUUAUGAUUAUAUAAAAGAUAUUGAUUAUAUUAAAAGUGUAAUUAAAUUAACCAACCACGAUAUCAUAUUAAGGAAUAUUAAUAAUAUAUUAUUGAAGAAAAACAGACAGACAAUUUUAUGUAAUGAUAAAAAUAUUAAAAUAAAAGUGUUUCCAUCUUAUUUAGAGGAAGCAAAAGAAAAUAAAGUACAUGGAAUAGAUAUAAAUUCCAAUUACAAUGAUAAUUUUAAUUCAAAUAACGUUAAAAACGAAAAAGAUAAUAUAAAUGCAUUGUGUAACAGCAUUAAUAAAAUAAAAAAUUUAAACAUAAAAGAGAAUUUUUUUGAGGAAAAAAAAAAUAAUUCAAAUUAUUUAAGUGAAGUUUCAUCAGAAAACAAAAAUAAAAUAAAUUAUGCAAAUGUAGAAAUGCAUACAAAAAAAAACUGUGUAAAUAUAAAUAAUGACAAUUCUCAUUUUAAAAAAAUAGAAUAUAAAAAAAGUAAAAAUAUGUGUAUUAGUAACAAUAAAGAAAAUAUUUUUAAUAAUAAUAAUAAUGAAAACCUCAUAUAUGAAGAAAAGCUAAUCCAAAAUAGGGAAUCUAUGAACUGUAAAUUUCAAACAAAAAAAAAUAUAUUUUGUUUUACUUAUCCAUGGGAUAAAAUAAAAAAUAUGAAGUAUGAAGAAUUAAAAGAAAAAUAUAAAAUAUCAACAAAAAUAACUGACAAAAAUAUAAAAAUUUUAUUGAAAUUUCUAAAAAUAUCUUUUCAUUCCAAAAACUCUUAUUUAGAUGAGAUAUUUGAUAAAAAAAAUAUAUUCCAAAUAAUGUCUAGUAUAAAAAAUAGGAAUUUGAAAUAUGAUAAAAAUAAUGAAAAUUUUGUAAAAUUGUUUUAUCAAUUUGUUGAUAAGUGGAAUCAUAUAAGUAUAAAGAAAACUAUUAAUGAAAAUUGUAUUAGAUCAUUUGAAAAAAAAGAAACAGAGGAAAAAAAGAUAACAGAUAAACUGGAAAAUAAAUCUUCACCUUCAUGUAUUAUAGCAAAUACAAAAACUGAUGUAAAAAAGGAAAAUAUUAAAAUAGACAUAAAUAAAAAAAAAAAAAGUAGUUAUACGAACUUCAAUUAUUAUUUAGUAUCAUCUAAUAUAAAAAAGGAGCCCAAUUUAUAUGAAAAAAAGGAUGCACUUUUACAUGAAUGCUUUAAUAAUUCAUUAGAAUAUCAAAUUAAAAAUAAUUUUUUUAGCUUUAAUUUAGAAAAAAAAAAUAAUAAUAAUAUUUUAAAUUUAGUUAACAAUAUUUAUUUUAAUUUAGACUAUAAUAAUAAAAUUUAUUAUAAAUCUCAAAUAAACUCCACUUCAAAAUUUUUAUAUUAUCUUUGCUAUUCUUUUAACUCAUAUUUUGAAAAUAUAAAAAAUAAUGAUACAAGAUAUAAAAUUAUAAACUUAGAUUGUUUUAUAAAAACUUUUUAUGAAAUAUUUACGUUUGUUUUAAAGAAUAUUAAUCUUAUAAAUAUUUCCAAUUAUUUUUAUAUUUUUGUUUCCUUAUCUAAAUUUGUUAAUGCUCCACUAGUUACAGGUGGAGAUGAAAAGAAAAAUAAUAAAAACGAUUAUAAUAGUAGAAUAUCAGUUUUAUUAUAUAUUAUACAUUUAAUAAAAAAAUAUGAAUAUAACAAUAUAAAAAAUAUAUUAGAUGAUAAAAAUAAUCAAAAUUACUUUUUAUAUAGUGAAUAUGAUAAGAAUAAUAUGAGUAAAUACAAAAAAUUGAGUUAUGAUAUUCUUCAUGAAAGCAUUCUUAAUAAUUUUAAAUUAGAUAAUAUAUAUAUUUCUAACGUAAUAAAAAAUGAAAGAUUACUUAAAAAAGACUCAGCACAUGAUUUAGAAAAUAAAAACGAUGUAAAAUAUAUAAAUAACACAAAUGCCAAAAAUGAUAAUAAUAACAAUAAUAUAAUUAUUAUGAAUAAUAAUUUAAAUUCAUUAUUUUAUAAUUAUAUAUUUAUUAAUAGCUACAAUUUUAUUAUAAUGUUUUUAAACAAUUAUUUUGAUUUUACUAACUUUAAAUUGAAAAAAUUUUUAAUUAGUAUAUUUUAUUUAUAUAAAAUGAUUCCAUCCAAUAUAAAAUUUAUAUAUCAUUUAGAAUCAAAGUUGUAUAAUAACCACAUAAAUUUUGUUAAUAGAUAUUUCUAUAUAUUUAACGGAGUAAAUGAAAAUAAAAGGUUAUUAAAUAAAGAAUAUGUAGCAUUAAUUAAAGAAUAUUAUUUAAAAGAAUGUAGUUAUAAUAACUUAAUUUAUUCAGAAAACCUUAUCUAUAAUUAUAAAUAUAACAUUUAUGAUAAUAUCGAAAAUAUAUUUCAAAAAAAAAAACAUUUUUUUUUACUAGAAGAUACUUUAAAUUUUACUUUUAUAUACAGUUUAAAUAAAUUUUACUAUUCUACAAUAUAUUAUGAUAUUUCUAAACAUUUAUACAAAUUUGACAUAAUAUUCUUAAAUGAAAAAAUUAAAACGUUGUUAUUUUUUUUAUUUUUUCAAUGUAAAAGUGUAUAUAAGCCUCUUUCCUUUUUGUUGCUAUCUGAGAUUAUGAAAUAUGAUUGUAUCAAAAAUUCAGGAAGAAUUAAUUUAUAUAUUUUAUGUAAUCUCAUAUUAAUAUUAAUUAAAGAUAGCAAAAUUAAAAUAAAAAAUACUAUUUAUAUUAAAAGAAAAUACAGUAAAUUUCAUUGUAAUUAUUUUUUCCCAUUAGAGAUAUUUGUUUUAAAAAAUUUAUUAAUUUUCGUUGAAAAAAAAAUAAAAAAUUUAGAAAAAAAUAUUGAAUCAAGAGAAGAUAGAACAAAAAGUAUAAAAGAAAAAAUGAAUGUAUAUAACCCUUUCAUAUUUAAUUUAAAGUAUUUUAAAGAUGAUUUCAAAAUGAAUAUUCCAUUAUUAAUUAAACUAUAUAAACAAUAUUGUCAAAUAAAAAGUGUAAAAGAAAAAAAUAAUAUAAAUAGCGGUUUCUCUUCUUUUUUUUAUUUUGAUGAUGCAAUAGAAUCAGAAAUUUUUAAAAAUUCUUUAAAUUUUUUAUCUUAUGAUUAUGUAACUGAAAAUUUUCACAUACCUAAAAAAUCAUUAUAUUAUGAUAUAUUGUGCCAUUUUAAAAAAAAUAACAUAAAUAUUCUUUAA
Messenger RNA from Plasmodium relictum, 4101 nucleotides. Its product is annotated as conserved Plasmodium protein, unknown function. Lineage: Eukaryota; Apicomplexa; Aconoidasida; Haemosporida; Plasmodiidae. The transcript has a single exon. The record is from RefSeq and is a predicted model, not a curated record. Bases 1 to 4101 code for a protein of 1366 amino acids.